AUGCAAAUCUUUGUCAAGACACUUACUGGUAAAACCAUCACUCUCGAAGUAGAGUCCUCUGACUCUAUUGAAAAUGUAAAACAAAAGAUUCAAGACAAGGAAGGUAUUCCACCAGAUCAACAACGUUUAAUCUUUGCCGGCAAACAAUUAGAGGAUGGUCGUUCACUAAGUGACUAUAAUAUACAAAAGGAAUCAACACUUCAUUUGGUAUUACGUCUUCGUGGUGGUAUGCAGAUUUUUGUAAAAACAUUAACUGGGAAAACAAUUACACUCGAAGUGGAGUCCUCUGAUUCUAUUGAAAAUGUAAAACAAAAGAUUCAAGACAAGGAAGGUAUUCCACCAGAUCAACAACGUCUAAUUUUUGCCGGUAAACAAUUAGAGGAUGGCCGUUCACUAAGUGACUAUAAUAUACAAAAGGAAUCUACUUUACAUUUAGUAUUACGUCUUCGUGGUGGUAUGUCAGCUGAUGAGUCAUCCAAUAGUCAAAGUUCUACUGCACAAAAGAAGAAGAAUAGAUGCGCAUACCAAAGUUGUUCUGAUAAAAUUGUAAAAAUUAUUGGUGAUUGUAGAUAUUGUCAACAUAAAUUCUGUGCUCGUCAUCGUUUACCAGAAGCACAUUCUUGUGAAAACUUGACAAGUUGUAAGCAAGCUGCUCAUGAAAGAAAUAGUAUAAAGUUAUUAAGUGAACGUUGUGUUGCAAGCAAAGUAUAA
Cokeromyces recurvatus is the source of this 711-nucleotide messenger RNA. RefSeq names its product polyubiquitin. The record is from RefSeq and is a predicted model, not a curated record. Gene Ontology annotation, cellular component: nucleus; cytoplasm. Lineage: Eukaryota; Fungi; Mucoromycota; Mucoromycetes; Mucorales; Mucoraceae. The coding region runs from base 1 to 711 and encodes 236 amino acids. Gene Ontology annotation, molecular function: protein tag activity; ubiquitin protein ligase binding; zinc ion binding. Gene Ontology annotation, biological process: modification-dependent protein catabolic process; protein ubiquitination. The transcript has a single exon.